CUGCUGCUGCCACACUCACACACUUGUUAUUCACAUCAACUUUUCCUGCUUCUUUUUUCCUCUCUUAUCUUUGCUCCAGAGGAUUAUAUCAUUUUCCUAUUGACAAUAUCAGCAUGCAAUAAUACAGAGCAUGCACCUGAGUCUAUGGGAAAGGACAGAGAUCCAGCAGAAGAAAACCAGAUGUGAAUGGAAAUAUUGAAGGUUUUUUUUUCUUCUUCUUCUUCAUUGCACUUAGGACAAUACGGGAGACAGGAUACUGCAUUUCUUCCAGGAAGGAGGGAGUUAUUCUUCUGGAUCUAAGCAUUAAUCUAACACAGGCUGCCAGGUCAUCUGGACCUUAAGAACAGUCCUUGAUUUUAAAUAUGUGCUGCAGACCUAAGAGAGGAUAGUCUGGAUGUUUCCUGCCCUUCACUCUGAGGAUAAAAGUGUUGCCUCAUACAGACUGGCACAGAAGACGUGUAUGCAUAUGCAUGGCACUGACAGAGCCUUUUGGAGACUGAGUGUUUUACAUUGAGAGGAUGCCAGUCAGAAGGUGCAGAGGUAGAGGUGAUAAAGUGAUGGGAUGCUGCUGCUGCCAUUCAUUGCCUCUACUGCUGAUGCUGCUCUGUAUGGGCACUUGCUGCAGAGCUCAGGUGCACAAUCUCAGCCUGUCAGUGGAUGAAGGACUGCCACCAGGAACCUUAGUAGGGGAUAUCCGUGCUGGACUGCCAGAAGGGAGCCCAGGUCAAGGCUUUUUCCUAUCUGAGGAGGAUGGAGAGUCUCCAGUGCUGAGGGACUUUCACAUUGACACUGAGACUGGCAUUGUGAGGACAUUAAGAAUUCUGGACAGGGAGCAAAGACAACGCUACAGCUUUGUGGCUGCCACUUUGCUAGGAGAUGUUGUCCAGGUAGAGAUCAAGGUGCAAGAUGUUAAUGAUCACUCACCAACCUUUCCUGUAGAAUCGCUGAAACUACAAAUAUCUGAACUGACACCACCUGGAACCACAUUUAGGUUACCUGAAGCCAGAGACCCAGACACUGGGGAAUAUGGUCUGAGAGGUUACUCUUUGAUUAGGGGCAGCCAAGGAAGUGCCUUCAUCAUCAGGUAUGGAGCAAACAAAUCUGCUAUGGGUGCUGAUAAAGAUUUUGCAGUUUGGGGUCAGGCUGAAAAGAAUGUAAGGGUGAAUGAGAAGGUUCCUAGAGAAAGACCAGAUGUCCAGGAAUGGCAAGAACAUGACACGUUUGGGCAGGACAAUGUAUAUGAUAAAUUGAAUUUAAAUCUCUCAGACUUUAUAAAUGAGACUAGUGAAGGGUUACAAGCAAAACACAGGGGUGCAGAUGUUGCAAUGAAGUCUUAUAGUGAAUUAGAACAUAAGGAUGUUGAGUCUGAGCAUGUAGAAGGCAUAACCUAUGGGACAGGUACACAUGGGCUGCAGCAAGAAUUUACAAUAAAAGACCAUAGUCCUGAUGCACAGACUCAUCUUUAUGAAUGGUAUGGCAGGGAAAAUAGUAACCCAGCAGGUUCACAUGAAAAGCAGGAAUUAGAAGAGUCAUCUUUGCAUUUUAACUUUCACCCCCUGGAUCUUGUGUUAGUGCAUUGGUUAGAUAGGGAGGAGCUUGACAGGUAUCAACUGGAAGUUGAAGCUUUUGAUGGAGGAUAUCCACGUAGAACUGGAAGACUUUUAAUAGACAUCACAGUGAUGGAUGCAAAUGACAACCCUCCAGCCUUUGACCAGUCUGAGUAUAAAGGAUGGGUGUGGGAAAAUGCUCCAGUAGGUACACCAAUUUGCACAGUCCAUGCAACUGACCCAGACUUAAGUAGCAAUGGGGAGGUGAAGUACACUCUACGAUCUGAUGAGGGCAACUUUUUUGUUGAAGAAACCAGUGGUGUAGUAAGGGUUAAUCGACCCUUGGACAGAGAACAAAAGGCUUUUCAUCAACUUGUGGUACAAGCCAAAGAUGGGGGAUCACAACCGGAAGUGGCAAGUGUCCUUGUUGUAAUAAAAGUUCUUGAUGUUAAUGAUAACAAACCCCAAAUACAAAUUACACUACUUACUGAAAGUGGACGCCCUGAAAUAUCAGAGGGAGCAAGGGUUGGAGAGUAUCUUGCAAGAAUUUCUGUAUCUGACCCUGACUUACAGCUUCAGGAUGUUCCUUUGUCAAUAACUGAAGGUCAAGAAAGAGGGGGGCAAGCAGAUACAACCCUGCAUAGUGAUACACUGGAAGAAUAUGAUGGCAUAAUGAGACAUUCACUAUUAGAUACAACACCUAACACUAAUGAGGAGACAAGUAAACUACAUAGAAACAUAAUGCAGGAACAACAAAAGAUUGAAUAUGUUAAUGUGGAUGGACCACAACAGGUGUUUCUGAAUUUGGAAGGUUCUGAUGGCUCUUUUUCUCUUCGUUCUGUUGCACCUCAACUAUACUUUUUGUGUGUUGAAGCUCCCCUGGAUCGUGAGCAGAAGGAUAUAUAUGAGCUAAAACUGCUUGCUAGAGAUUCAGGUUCUCCUCCUCUACAUACUCUGAAAACACUACUUGUUGCUGUCACAGAUGUAAACGAUGAGACCCCUGUUUUUGCUCACCCUGAAGGAUACCAUGCCACAGUUUCAGAAGCUGCAUCUGCUGGUACUGCAGUACUUACCCUUAGUGCCCUAGACUUGGACGAUGAUGGUCCAAAUUCUUGGAUCACCUAUACUCUUCAGGACAGUUCUACUUCUUCAGCCUUUAUGUUGGACCCACAUACAGGGGUUCUCAGCAUUAACAAAACACUUGACUAUGAGGCAGAGACUGAAUUGAACUUAUCUGUUGUAGCUACUGACCAUGGUAUUCCUCCACUGUCCACCACUUGUCCUGUGACUAUAAUGGUCGAGGAUGUCAAUGACAAUGAACCCAUUUUCUUGCAACAGUUCUACAACGUAACCCUGCAGGAACAUUCCACCAUAGGACACUGCUUCCUUCAGGUGAAGGCCACGGAUGCUGACUCAGGUUCCUUUGGAGAAGUCCACUACUUUCUAUAUGAUAGGUUCCAAAUCACUAAAGAAUCUGAGAAGUUCUGGAUUGAUCAUGAUUCUGGACGUAUUUGCGUAUCUCAAGAUGUUGAUAGAGAAGGAGAGCCUGGAAGUUAUGAUCUUAUUAUAAAAGCACAAGAUGGGGGUGGCUUAAGUGCCCAAGCAUUUGUUCGAGUCGAUAUAGAAGACAUAAAUGACAAUGCACCCGUCUUUGAUCAAACUAAUUACGUGACAAGCAUUAGCAGUCACACUCAACCAGGAACAGAGAUACUAAAUGUUGUGGCCACUGAUAGAGAUGGAGGAAUGUUUGGGGAAGUGUUAUAUGAGCUAAUACCUAGAGAUAAGACACCAGUCUUUACUAUUGACUCAUCUUCAGGAAUUAUGUAUUUGAUUGCUGCUCUCGAACAUCUGGAGGAUUCGCAAGUGACGUUCUCUGUAUGCGCUCGAGAUAAAGGCGGCCUUACGUCCGCAGUGAACGCGUCUGUGACUGUUAACAUCCAAAAAACUACGGUAGCACCUCCACUGUUUGAAAAAUCCCGCUACACCUUUGUAAUAUCGGAGGAUGUUCCAAAUGGCACUGCUGUUGGUACUGUCAAGGCUAGAGAACCUCCAAAUUCCAUUGAUCCUGUAUCAUACAGAAUAUUGUCUGGUGAUCCACAUCAGAUGUUCUCCAUAAACUCCCAGUUUGGUAUCAUUACAACAAGAAAGCUACUGGAUCAUGAAUCUCAGCCCAUUAUUGUUCUUACUGUCCAGGCACAUCUAGGGAGCUCUCCGGUCUUCAGCAGUACACAGGUCAACAUUACUAUAACGGACGUCAACGACAACCCGCCUGUUUUUUUAAGGGUGAAUGAAAGAAUAAGCUUACCCCAGACAACUUCUCCUGGCAGUGCACUGUAUAUUGCUCAAGCAGAAGACAUAGAUGAUGAUUAUAAUGGAUUGAUCACCUACAGCAUUGCUAGUGAAAAGCAAGACAUGUUUAGCAUUGACCCUAACCUUGGAAUUUUGUACCUAAAUACAACUUUAACAAUGGUCUGUGAGCAUAUUCUCCUAAUAACGGCUGAAGAUAACGGACGUCCUCCCUUAAGUUCCCUCCUCACAUUAACUGUUAGUGUUACAAAGAACAAUCUUGGUAAUGCUUUGACUUUUGGAAAUUUGGUGCAUCAAGUUGAAAUCAAUGAAGAUUUCACUAUCAACUCAAGAAUCAUUCAGGUAAAAGCCUACUUUGAUGGGGCACAAAGUCAGCAGACUAGAAUCAUUUACUCCUUGCUCCCUGCGGAUUCAGUUAUAUUUGGAAUCAGUCGGAAUACAGGAUGGAUCUUUCUGCGUCGGUCUUUGGAUUAUGAGAAAGCGAACAUAUAUAAUCUGAUUGUAGUGGCAAGAAGCAUGGACCCGUUUAAAGAUCAGACUGCAACCACUUCUAUAAUUGUGAAGAUUUUGGAUGUAAAUGACAAUUACCCAAUUUUCAAUCAGCACAUCUAUUUCUUCACUCUUCCUGAAAAUCCAUCUCCUCAUGGUGUGGUUGGGACAAUCAGGGCACUGGAUAUGGACUCAGGGAGGAAUGGACAGCUCUCAUACUUUCUUCUUUCUGAGGACAAUUAUUUUCAUAUCAACUCUAAGACAGGCGAAUUGAUGAAUUCUGAAUCCUUGGAUCGUGAAGUUAAAGCAUAUCAUCACCUCACUGUAUUGGUGACUGACCAUGGCACGCCACGCCGCAAUGCCACAGCUGCAGUUUACAUCACAGUCACUGACCUUAAUGACAACAAGCCAUUCUUUCCCCAGUCGCCAUCAGGGAAGCAGCUGCAUGUAAAGGUUCCAGAUGGCCAGCCCGGACAUAUGUUCGUGACUGCUGUUUAUGCAAAGGAUCCUGAUGCUGCUAAUAACGGGACAGUGGUGUACUCAAUGUCCUCAGAUGAUGACCUGGCUCAUUUUUUUAUUAACGUUACUAGUGGGGAAAUAUGGACUACCCAGACACUAUCAGCAAAUCUAAAAUCCCACUAUCAAUUAACAAUCACUGCAAGUGAUCAAGGCACCCCCGCUCUGGAGGAAUAUGUUAUAGUUAACAUUCAGGUCAUUUCAACAUCCACAGAGAAAUUAAAAGAUCUGAUUGAGGUCAAGACAGUAAAGAUUCCAGAAAGUAUGAAACCUGCUCAAAGGAUUGGCUCAGCGAAGUUGCAUGAAGAUAAGAUUUUGCAUAAUUCGAAGCUCAUGUAUCGUCUAUCCGAAGAAGACCACGAUGGUCAUUUUGCCAUUGAUAGUUCCAGUGGUGACAUUUACCUUUCGAGAACUAUAGAUUAUGAAACAAAUCCUCAAUAUAUGAUAAGUCUUAGCAUACAAGAUCAUAACAAGGUACUUUCUCAGAACCACUCUGUCAUCCUAAAAGUUGAUGUUGAAGACCAAAAUGACCAUUAUCCUGUCUUUCCUGACCACCUUGUGGUCAUAGGGAUUGCAGAAAAUGCCCCUAUUGGAACAAUAUUGUAUACAUUUAAGGCAAAAGAUGGAGAUGGCAACAUAGCAAACAGCAAAAUUAAAUAUUCAUUAAACUCUGAUCCUAGAAAAGAAAAUCCCUUUGUUAUUCACAAAUGGGAUGGAACUUUAACUACAAACCGAGCUUUGGAUCGAGAAACAAAGGAGUCAUUUAUUCUGACAGUUAUUGCAACAGACCAGGCAGCUAAUAUCACACAGCGCCGACACUGUUCACUGACAGCUCGGAUUAUCAUUCAAGACGUCAACGACAACCCUCCAAGUUUCCUAUCAUUGCCCGCUGCUUCUGUAAUAGAGGACACAGAAAUUGGCUCGCUCAUACAUCGGGUGGUGGCUGAAGAUCCGGAUGAGAGAGAGAAUGGAAAAAUAACAUUUCACAUUAUGGAUGGAAAUUCAAAGCAAGUUUUUUUACUGGAUGAAAUAACAGGAUGGCUGAGCUUAUCCGCAGCAGUUGACCGUGAGAUCCAGGAACAUUAUACUUUAACCAUAUUGGCCACCGAUAAUGGAAAUCCAGCUCUGUAUGCAACACAGAUUGUUACAGUCACGGUUGCUGAUGUAAAUGAUGUGUUACCGACAUUUAAACAAGUCUUGUAUGAAGUGGCCAUUCCUGAAAACCUAGAGCCUGGACAGCAUGUGAUGAAGGUUGAAGCAGAGGACAGUGAUUCAGGAGUCAAUGCUGCACUGACAUAUCACAUGUUGCCAGGUCCAGCACAUGGAUUUUUCAGAAUAAAUCCUGAUACUGGAGAGCUGAUUACAGCGGCAUCAUUUGACAGAGAGAAACAGGAUCAGUUUAUUAUUAGGGUACUGGUGACAGAUGGCGGAUCCCCAUCAUUCUCCAGUUCAGCGACCGUUGUGUGUACCGUGCUGGACGAGAACGAUAAUGCUCCUGAGCUCUUACUUCCUGAGGCUGAGAUCCAUGUCCCUGAAAACCAAGAUCUGGGAAUAAUUCACAAAGUUCUGGCCAUAGACAAGGAUGCUGGCAACAAUGGCAGAAUACAAUUCCAAAUAAUUGGUGGAAACACGGGCGGAUAUUUUGCCAUCAAUAACACUUCAGGCGAGCUUUGGACCACCCGUAGCCUAGAUAGAGAGGAUGUCAGCAGUUUCACCAUUAUCGUGGAAUGCCAUGACCUGGGCAGUCCCCAGCGAAGUACUACAGCCAAGCUGCAUAUUAAAGUCUUGGAUGAAAAUCAUAAUCCACCUACAUUUCCUAAGAGCCAGUACCGCACAUCUGUUAGAGAGGAUCUAGCUGUUGGAUCAAUGGUUCUUAGCCUUCAUGCAGUUGAUGUAGAUGAAGGCUCAAAUGGUGAAGUAACAUACUCCUUGAUUGAUGAUACCCAAGGUGUUUUCACUAUAAACUAUGCAACUGGAAACAUUGUAACUGCGAAGACCUUGGACCGAGAAUCGAAACAUCAAUAUGCGUUCCGGGUGGCAGCUAGUGACAGUAGCAUAUAUGGUCCACUAAGUUCCACCGUCAAAGUGUUAGUUCAUAUUGAUGAUAUCAAUGAUAACAUGCCUCUAUUCUCAGAGGAUCUUGUACAAGGUCUUAUUUCCCACCAAUCCUUAGUGAAUACAACAAUUGCUACAGUACGUGCAAGUGACCCAGAUCAAGGCUUGAAUGGAACAGUGGUGUAUAGUCUAGUCGAAACGGAUCCACUUUUUUUUAUCGACCAGGAUACAGGAGAGAUUAAACUUCAGAAAACAAUCUCUCAUACCUUCAGGAACACAGUUCUCAAAGUGCAGGCCUCAGAUCUUGGUAACCCAGUGAGAACAUCGACAUGUCUUGUGACCAUCGAUCUUGAAGGCCAGGAGAAGGAUAUUUAUUUUGUGCAGAAUGUUUAUGAAGUAAACAUAUUGGAAAAUAGCAAAGCAGGUACAGCAGUGGUGAAAGUAGAGGCCAAGUACUUUAGGCCAUCUGACCAAUCCAUAUCCUAUAGAAUUAUCAGCGGAGACAAAGAAACGUUUAUGCUUAAUUCUAAAACAGGAGCCCUCACGGUACAGGACGCGUCAUUGCUCGAUUUCGAAGCCAGAAAUACGACAAAUGUAAUCAUCUCUGCCGAAACCAGCCGGUCAGUUAUCUACUGCAGGGUCACUGUGGUAAUCCAAGAUCAGAAUGAUAACCCACCAGUGUUUGACCGGGAUCACCACUUUACAUGGGUCUUGGAAGGUCAGGCCUACAACAUGAUUGUUAUCCAGGUUUUUGCUAGCGAUGCUGACAGUGGGCUGAAUGGACAGAUAGAUUACACUAUUGUGGACGGCAAUGAAAAUAACGCUUUUCUGAUUGACUCACGACGAGGUGUCCUCUCUACAAACGCUAUACUGGAUCGGGAGAUUAAAUCCUCAUACAGGCUGGUCCUCCAAGCUGCUGAUAGAGGAUUUCCAAGUCUUUCUGCAACGAGCAUCGUAACAGUACUAGUUAUUGACAUCAAUGACAAUGCCCCUACAAUACCCCCGCUGGAGACAGCAUUCAUUCCUGAAGAUGCUGCCCCUGGCUUCAAUGUAGCUUGCAUAUCAGCAAACGAUGUGGACCUGAAGCCAAAUGUAUUGUAUAGUUUUACUGAAGAUGGAAAUCCUGGAAUGAAGUUUGCCAUUGACAAAUACUCAGGGGUUGUAACCCUCAUUGGUGACUUGGACUAUGAAGAAACAUCGCAAUAUAAUUUGAGGGUUCAGGCCUCAGAUUGGAUGCAUCUAGCUGAAGCAGAACUCAUCAUUGUUAUUCUAGAUAUUAAUGAUAAUCCUCCAUUAUUUACUAAAGAUUCCUACAAGGCAUCAAUACCGGAGCUGACUGCCCCUGAUACAUAUAUUAUAACAGUGUCUGCUACGGAUAGAGACUCUGAGAUGUAUGGCCCUGUUUCCUAUCAAAUUAUUUCUCCACUUAACGGAUUUACAAUCCAUCCAACUAUUGGUUCAGUGCAUACAGACAUGCCGGUGGGGAUAAAGGAGAAAAGUACUGUGAUUCCUAUUUUGAUAGAAGCCAAGGAUAGUGGAGUUCCUCCGUUAUCUUCCACUACUAUUCUGGAGCUACAGAUUCAUGAUGUAAACAAUAAUUCCCCUUCAUUUUCAGAAGAGGUGUACCAUGUUAAUAUAAGUGAAGACGCUGUGGUUGGAGAGGCUAUUCUUACCUUUACAGUUACAGAUUUGGAUUGGACCCAUGAGAAUGCAUAUAGUGACCUUUCAAUUGUCAGUGGAAAUUCCUACAAUCUGUUCUACGUGCAAAGCAUUGGGAUUCUUUCGCAGCCUCCAUUUGUAGUCAUUGGCAAACUAAUUCUAAAUGGGAAUUUAGAUUAUGAGACAAGCACCACUCAUACAUUGGUUUUAAUCGCUUCUGACCAAGGAGUCUCGCCUUUAAGCUCUAGUGCUACUGUUUUGAUAUCUGUUCUUGAUACCAAUGACAAUCCACCAAUAUUUAACAACCAGGAGUACCAUAUCAGUGUCAGAGAACAUUAUCCUAUAAAUAUGGAAGUGACCAAAAUAUCAGCUUUUGACUAUGACAGUGGAGAUAAUGCUGACCUAGUAUACAGCAUUGUUUCUGGAAAUGAUGGAGGCACUUUCACAGUUGAUUUACAAAAUGGGACUGUCACUCUAGCAGAGCCUCUGGAUUAUGAACUUGUUAUAAAUUUUGCUUUAGUUUUAAAAGCUACUAAUGCCUGGGGAACUAAAAAUAAUGAUGCAUUUACAAGACUCUUCGUUACAGUGCUUGAUGACAAUGACUACCCACCUCAAUUCCUGUUUAACAGUUUGAGCUGUAGUCUCUCUGAAAAUAUGCCGCCCUUCUCACCAGUGUGCACAGCAAAUGCCAUUGACUUAGAUUCUGGACCAUUUGGUGCCUUGAGUUACUCUAUUCAAUCGAUGUGCCUAAAUGAGCUAAAGCAAGAUAAGUUUUUCAUAGACUCAUUAACUGGGGACAUUUAUACAAAGAGCAAAAUCGAUUAUGAGACUCAUAAAAAGUAUUGCCUUGUUGUCCAGGUUAAAGACAGAAGUGAAUCCACAGCCUGCGUACUGGUUUAUGUAGACAUAGAGGGGCAGGAUGAGUUUCCACCUCUAUUCCAAGAGGAUGAAUAUUUAUUUGACAUACCACAAGAAAACAAACCUGGACAAGUCAUAGGCAAAGUAGCAGCUUCAGACAAGGAUGAAGGACUUGAUGGGGUGAUCUAUUAUAAUCUUGAAAAGUCUUCUCAGUUUUUCUCUGUCAAUGCAACUAGUGGUGUCAUAUACUUAAAAAGAAGUGUUCAAAAGAUACGAACUAACUCAAGACAAAAUGAUGACAUUAUUGAGUUAGUGGUAAGAGCCCAAAGCCCAAAGCUAGAGUCAAAGUCAUCGACCUGCACUGUUCGAGUUAACAUUUCAACAGCUCUAGAAAGUUACCCUGUUAUGUCAGCAAACAUACUUUCCAUCAGUUUCGGCAUUUCCUUUGUGGUUUUUUUGCUACUGGCUAUAAGCCUUAUUGGCAUAAUUCUGCGAUAUAAGAGAAAAGAUGUUGUAAAUGCUUGCGGGAUAAAAGAAGUUGCUCUUCCUGCUCUCCCAAAUUCAAAUGUUAAAGACUGCAUGUCUGAUGAGUGUCCAAAGUAUGAAAAUACCAAGAACAGCAUACCUCCAGAUACAGCAGAGUGGCUGGGGUUAGUUGGCAUUAGAGAAAAGAAAGACACUGGGAACAAAUGCAGGAAUUCAGACUCGAGUGGUCAUGGCUCAACAGAAGGGGAAACUGCUGAAGAUGAAGAAAUAAAGAUGAUCAAUGAAUACCCCAUUAGAAAAGAAUCUGGUUCUGUUCUUAGUGAAAGAGCCUCACGAGUUCCAGACUCUGGAAUUCCAAGAUACUCUGAUCUUCUGUCAUGUGAAUCAGAUGAAACAGAUGUGGUGAUUGGGUCAGAAAACACAGAAAGUGUGGUGAUCCUUAAGGAGGAAAAAGCAGAAGGAGAAUGCCAUGCAUACUAUAAUUGCAAAAAGGAGAUACCAGCAACACAACAUGACAGUGAAAAUAACCCAAAGGACAAAAACUCCCUGCCAGAGACCAGUCAGGACUACAUCUAUGUUCCUAUGUCAUAUGACUCAAGAUAUGGUUCUUUGGCAUCUUUAGUGGCCUCUGAUGAGGACCUUAGAGGAAGUUAUAAUUGGGAUUACCUGCUUAGCUGGGAACCCAGGUUUCAGACACUUUCCUCUGUUUUCUGUGAUAUUGGUAGGCUGAAAGAUGAAAAGAUUCAUCGGCAUGUGCCUAAGCAAAAGAAACCUUUCAUUUUUCCACCCCCAUUAAUCACAUCUGUGGCACAGCCUGGGAUAAGGGCAGUACCACCUCGAAUGCCAACUAUAAUGUCAGGACAGACAUUUGUAAAAUAUCCACGAUCACCUUAUUUCUCUAAUUUGGCAUGUCAGUCUUCAACAAUGACCCCAACCUUUUCGCCUUCACUGUCUAUGCUCUCGGUUCACAGUCCGACCUCACCCCUGCGUUCAGACAUAGGAAUUAAUGGAACAUCAGUGCCUGCACUGUCCGAGGAACUGUUGAUACAACAAGAGUUUCAAGUAUAAGACCCAUGUGUGGUAUUCACAACUGUAAGAACUUGCGGGGACCAAGUAAGGCAUGUAGACAAAAAAAAAAUCAUUAAGACACUGCAUUUCAACUACCUAUAUAUGGUGUCCAGUAAAUUGUAGUCAAUUAAAAUGGCCAAACCGAGGGACUGCUCUGCUUGUCUUAUGUCUAUAUGAAAACGUUUUGUUUACCUGUCUCCAUUUCUGUGACAGUUUUCAGAUUCUCCAGUGUCCACAAUGCAUGAACAUGUCUGAAUUGAAAACCAUUUGUGCAACUAGUAAACUCCUUAUCAUAGGCCAGUAUUUACCAGCAUUUAAUUAUACUGUAUAUUACUACUACUAGAGUUUAACAAUCUUUUAUUUAUAGCCUCUCAUGAUUUUUGUGUACAAUAUCAAUAACAAAUGAUCAUCCACAAAUGUAGCUGGAAUUAAAACUAGCCCACUUAUUUAAAACCCCUCUAACUGAGCCAGUAAAUGAUGACAAAAUGAAUAGUGUCCCAUGAAAUGUAUUUGUGGCAAGGUCACAAAGCUUUUUACUUUUGGGAACAUGGACCAAUAUGGGUUGGGUGGCAGGCUACCCUAUAUCUAAUUCUGUCUCUUUGUGUUAAUGAGACUGCAUGUAUAUAAAGGAAGUAUGUCAGGCAGAAUAUACAUCUGUACAGUUAUUCAGAAUAUUUUUUCUAAUAACAAUGAAAAACUCAACUCAACUCAAACUCAACAGUUCUUCAGCAGAAAUUUACAAUUUUGCACAGUCAUUGUACAAUCUUCCUAAAGUGUUGGGCAAUUUUGUAAAUACUAUGUUAAUCGAAUCUAUGACCGGUUUUGAGUUAUGUGAUGUUCUGUCAUUUGUUCACUAGCAAAACUAAACUUUGAAUUCUUUGAAUUUCUGUUAUUAGAGAGCAGUGCACUAUAGGAGCUCAGAUGACUGGUAGAUUACAAUUAGGGCCCAUGUACGCAACCAUAUGAAUAUUAUAUGGCUCUGAAAUACAUCAGUCAUAGACUGCUAGGAGAAGCAUAUACAGAUUUUUUAUUCCCUUACAGAUCCAUAUGGAGUAUGUAAGAACAAAAAACAUGUCAUGUUUCAUUGCAAAUUAAACUAUUCCCCUAGGAGAUGCACUGGUUCAAGAGAAGAAUAUAGUAACUUGAGAAGACACCAUUCAUCCGCAUGCAAAAUGCCUACUGGACUAUGAUAUAAAUCUGUGAGGGCUCAUUGUGCCACCACAUAGGGUCCUUGCUUACAUCUAUAGCAUGUGCAGAAAAGCUAAGGCUGCUUUCAGAUGGGCAAUGUAGACAUCUUGGAAUUGUUGGAGUUUACAAAUAGAAAAUUGCAGCAUAUUCUAUUUUUGCACUUUUUUUUCAGCAAGACUCAUACAUUCAAAUUAAUAAAUCUGAAGGGGAAACAGAUGGCACAUGAUCUGCAUCAAUGUGGAAUCCAUUUUAAAACUCAUUUUUGUUUCUAACUGGAACAUAGAUGAGUUUUUCUAAGCUGUUAGGCCAAGUUACAAAGCAGCUUUUGAAGCAGAAGAAAAAAUAUCUCAAAACCAGCACAAAAACAACAAAGAAAGUAAAUUAGUGUUAAAGGGUUAUAUCCAUCUCGGACAUUGAAGGCAUAUCACUAGGAUAUGCCACCAAUGUUAGAUAGGUGUGGGUACAGCUCUGACAGCUGCUCCUAUCCCCAGAACAUGUUCCCCAAAGUGAAGAAGUGCACACCACCCAUGCAUGCAGUGCUCUCCAUUCAUUUCUAUGGGAGUAACGAAAUUAGUCGAGCAAGAACACUCAGGUAUUUUCUGAACUUCCAUGCAUAAUCACCUCUCCAUUCACUGUUAUGGGACUGUAAAUAAUUAAGCCAUUGUUCUGCUAUUUUCCAAACUCCCAUACCAGUGAAUGGAGGGUGACCGCACUUGGAGUACUCUCCUUUACUUUGGAGGUAAGAGUAGUGGGACCCAGAGGUGGAACCCGCACCUAUCUGAUAUAGGUGAUAUGCCACCAAUGUCUGAGAUGGGGAAAUACUUCUUAAAAGCUACUAAAACCUUUUAUGCAAUCUUAAACGGUGUUAAUAAUGGAAUUAUAAUUUAAUGUGAAUUGUUAUACCCCCAGGCAUCAUGCUGCCACAAUGUAUCUUAUGCUGAUGUUAAAUACAAGAUGCUAUAUGCUGAUUUUUGAAACAAAAGAAUUGUACUAUGAUAUUUUUUAAUAUAUGAAGACAAUUACCUAAUAUAGGUUAAUUUCAACUGUCCUACACCAAGGGUUCUAUCAUAUUGUAUUACCUAUGAGAACAUAUUUUUACAUAUAUGAGCAUCAAAAAAUCUAUAAAUUCUGUUGCCUUAAGUGGCAAAGGAAAUGUCCUGUUUGUUGUGUUACCCAACUAUAAGGUUUUCCAUUAAUGCAUCAUGUCCUAUCAUCACUAUCCAACCUUUAAUGUAACCUAGAAUGUAUAAUAAUCAUACAACCCCCCAAAGUAUCUUAUAAUUAUUAAUAAGGUACAGUAUAAGGAGAAAUCAAGCACUUUUGUUAGUCAUAAGGGCAGAAUAUCACACAAGAACAUUUAAAAAUACGUUUGAUUAUCUCUUUGUGGCCAACUUUGCUCUUUUCAUAGAAAAGGAAAGGAUGGUUCCAAAGAGGGACAUAUAAUUUUUCCAUUUACUAUUUAAAAUGGCCGACAUCAACCUGUCCUAGAAUGUGAGCAGGACGGGUUUCCUCCAAUUGAAGAGCUGUCAAGGGGACAGGACCUCACUAUACUGCUCUACAAUAGAUGGUAAUGAUGUGAUCCUGCCUACAAUAUGUCAUCAUGGCUGAGCAGCCUGACAGUAACACUCACCAUUAUGUAGUAUAUUGUGUCCCCUCAUUCUCCCAGGCAGCCAGUCCUGCUCACAUUCUAGGACAGUUACUGGUGGUCAUUUUAAUUAAUUCCCCUUUAAGUUGUUAACUUUUCAGUGACCUAAAAAAUGUAUAAAUAGCACAGGAAAAAGAAAACAAGUAAAUAAACAUGAGUAUUUACAAUGCCAUAUACGGUAGAAUAAGCUACUUUAAUGGUGCUUCACAUUUCUUCAUAGAUGGUAAAAUAAAAUUCCAUUAUUACUCAAGUUAUAUGGGCAUGUCCUGAAGAAAUAUAUGCACAGUGGAGAGACUAAAAAAGAAAAUUGGUGCAGUUGCCCAUAGCAACCAGUCAAAUUGCUGCUUCCAUAUUUCAAAAGGCAUCUGGAAAAUGAGAAGUAGAGUCUAUCUGGUUGCUAUUGGCAAAGGCUCCACUUUCCUUUUGCAUAAUAUUAGAUAAAUAUUCUCCAUUGUGGCUGUUUGGUUUUGUUUGACUGGUGCUUAAAGUAAACCAAGGAUGGCAAUUUUUAACACUAUAUUUCCCGAGGCUCAGUACAUCACCACCUACUUAUUGGCUGAGCUUUGGAAUAGUAGUUCAGUGGUGCAUAGGUGAUGACUUGCCUAUUCCUGAUCUAAUGCUUAAUAAUUGUCUAAGACCUGUUUAACCCCACUUUGGAAUCAAUUUUGUGAUAUUGAGUGGGGAAUCUUACAAGCUGUAAAUGUAACUUUAAUUAUGUUUACCAAAUUAUUUUCUAUUUUAUAUGUAUACAGAAUUCAGGAAAUAUUAUGAAUACAUGAAAAAGGGAUAUUAUUUUUCAGACUGAACCAAAUGUAUUCAAAUAGCUGUGUUUUAAAUGCAGUUUUCAUUAUAUGCCAAAAUAAA
This is a messenger RNA of Bufo gargarizans (Asiatic toad), 14682 nucleotides long. RefSeq names its product dachsous cadherin-related 2 (gene DCHS2). Bases 519 to 10985 code for a protein of 3488 amino acids. The transcript has 20 exons. Gene Ontology annotation, biological process: homophilic cell-cell adhesion. Gene Ontology annotation, cellular component: plasma membrane; cell-cell junction. The record is from RefSeq and is a predicted model, not a curated record. Lineage: Eukaryota; Metazoa; Chordata; Amphibia; Anura; Bufonidae. Gene Ontology annotation, molecular function: calcium ion binding.